GAUGGCCACCUGCCCCUUGGUGAUGCACGCGACAAAAGAACGACCAAGACACUGCUGAAUGAGCGACAAUUUAAAUCCGAGCCGUUAGCUGGAGAAACCCAACCUCCAUGCAAAAAGAAAACCUUCAUCCCAGUCUGUUCUUUGGGCUGCUAGGCCCCAAAAAUCAGUAACUUUGCGCUCGAUGAUAUAGUAAACAUGAGCGCGUCAAAGAUGGCUACUCAGGAGAGCGCUCCAACUAUUCGCGACGCCCUGCUGUUGGCGAACGGGGAUGCCGACCCCACGUCCAUUCAACCGAUAAUUGAUAUCCUGUGUCAGCAGGGAUGGGAAGUUGAUAAGGAAAAGGCUGGCAAGCUCUUCUCUGAGCUGGACCCCUCUUCGUCGGCGUACGCGUCGCUCAAUGGUCGGCAGCAGACUGUGCUGAAGGUGGCCAUUAAAGGUGCCAAAGCUGGCUUCGCGACGAACGCGACAACACCCGCAUGCACCGUGCCGCCGGCCCAGAGCUCCGUCAUGCCACCGCCGGCCCAGAGCUCUGCCCUGCCACCGGAGGACCAGCCCGCGGUGCUAACGAAGGAGCAGCUGGAGCAGACUCUGGAGCAGACUCUGGAGGUGCUCGACACGAAGAUGCUGGCGGCUAUGCAGGGCAUGCUGGCUCAGCGCAACCAAACGGACUGGUCUGUGCUGCGACACCGGUGGACGGCCCUGACAACGGCAGUUCCCCCGGGAAAGAAGGUGUUGUGACUGGUUGCGGCGCCGUGCAUCGCCGCACUGCUCGCGUGGGCCUGGUGGCUCGUUUGGUGGCUUGGAGCAGCGGCUGUGGCGGUAACUGGGAUGUGGCUCCUGGGCAUGCGGUACUGGCGCCGCGGCUUGGACACCGUCACAAUUGCAUGCGCGGCAGCGUGGGGCCACAUGUCAUUGCCGUGGGCUGACGGCGUCCCCGGGCCGCGCGGGCUUUUCAUGGCGGUCGUAGGCUCGGCUCAGGCUGCCUUGCGGGUGCCACUGUGGUUCCUCGUGUGGGCUCCGUUGACGACCUUCGUCGGCACAGUGGCCCUCCAUGGCGAUCGCUGGCCGCUGGUUGUGACGGCCCUCAUCUUUUCCGGCCAGGUGGUGCUGGCGGCGUGGCAUGGCGCGCCGCCUCCAGCAGACGCAUGUGCCAACCUGAUGUGGCUGACUGCCGACAUAAAGGCCCACCGUCCUCAGUCAUUCCGCCGUCCUCAGUCGACGUACUUACAGCUGGAGGAAUCGUUUGCAAAGUUGUCGGAAAAGCAAGUAGAGUUUGUACGUGAAGCAAAGGGACUCAGUCAUACUGCUGUCGUUUCAAAUGAAGACAAAAAUAGGAUCAACAGUACGUAUGAACGCCUGUGGAAGGUUAAGUGGGAAGUAGAGCAGAAGGAGGCAUGCUGGAGACUGGUGGCUGGCGGCUUCUCGGGCUUCUCGAUGCAUAGGGGGCAGCAACGCAAAUGCCCAUGUGGAGCAACUAUGCGGACAGACAGAGAGGUGUGUCCGCGUCCCGGCUCCCGAGGACGGUUCACUUCUGAUGGGGGGGGUGUAAGCGGUAGGGUGCGCUACAUGCCCGUUACACACGAGGGAAUGCACACCCGGAGGGUGCCAGACACGCGUGUAGGUUUCACACGGCGUAGUGUCCUAUGCACGAGUCACACAGCGUUUAUCAACGCUACACCUUCAGAGCCUUACAAAUAUUCUUACACGGCGUAAACAAACGCCACCU
Molecule: messenger RNA, 1726 nt
Organism: Chlamydomonas reinhardtii
Lineage: Eukaryota; Viridiplantae; Chlorophyta; Chlorophyceae; Chlamydomonadales; Chlamydomonadaceae
Exons: 4
Coding region: 196-738 (180 amino acids)
Source: RefSeq, a predicted model, not a curated record